CCGGUUUCCUUCCAGCCUCCAAAGCAUGAAAGCGAGCCUCCGAAGGGUGUAAGGGUUCGUGCCCCGCUGGAUGCAAUUUCUAUAAGGUUAUUGGCCUGCCUCCACUUGCCAAGCAGGAACCGCCGGGGUAUCGAAGCCAACCAUUGGACAAGAGCGGCACUACCCCUGACGCUAACCGACUAGCGGCCUCGACUAGUGGCCUCAUGUGUGCCUCGCUAGUGCAGUUUGCUCAGGGGUGAGCACUGGGUAGCUCGUUCACAGCGGUCCCUGAGGGUCUUUGGGGCUUUGAUUACCCCCAGAGAAGACUCUGAGAGACUCCCUCCCAAAUGUCCAGGAGCCGCGGAGACUUCCCGAAUGGGUAAAGUCGACUCCAUCGGGUUCGUUACCUGGGGCCAGUCAGGGUCUCUGCCUAUCCACCAAACCCUGAACGGACCUGUUUCUUUGUGACUCCAUCCUUGAUCGAGUUAGUGUCGUCACUCGUUGCUGGCCCAGUCACCCAGCACCGUGGUCGGGACCUUUGGGCCCUUUUGGCCCUUUUCUCUCAUGGUGCCGGUGGGCGUAGCGUGCUCUGUCCCUUUUCUGGCCGGUCUGCCCAUCUCAUCCUGGCCUUCUUUCUCUCCUUUGACCUCAUCCUCUGCGAGCUUCCGUGUCCCCUAAACUCGGCCUUGGGCCAUAUUCCAUUCAUUCACUCGUUUGAUUACGCUUACAUUCGUUUAUUCACUCAUUCUUGCGCCUCCGACUUUUGCGAACAUAAACCCCCCUCCAGAAAAGCUCCCCAUCUCGACAUCAUGAAGUUCGAGAUUACUCCUGCCCGCGCGGCCGCGCUUGUCGCCCUCAUUGCCAGCGUUGAAGCUGCGCACCACGGUCAUUCCCACCAACACGGACACGCCCACGAAGCCCGCACUUUUCCGGAGAAUAAUACUCUUGAGAAGAAGAGUGGCCAAUGCCAGUUCCCCAGCGAUGCUGGUCUGGUUGCUGUCACCCCCAACGAGCAGAACGCCGGUUGGGCCAUGAGCCCUAACCAGCCCUGCAAGCCUGGCAAUUACUGUCCCUACGCCUGCCCUCCCGGUCAGGUCUCCAUGCAAUGGGAUCCCGAGGCUACCUCUUACUCCUACCCCAUGUCGAUGAACGGUGGUCUUUACUGUGAUGAGAGCGGUGAGAUCCAGAAGCCUUUCCCCAGCAAGCCCUACUGUCAGGAUGGUACCGGUGCCGUGCAGGCCAUGAACAAGGCCGGCAAGUCUGUGGCUUUCUGCCAGACUGUCUUGCCCGGUAACGAGGCCAUGCUGAUCCCGACUCUGGUCGAGGAGCUGUCCACGCUCGCCGUCCCCGGCAUGUCCUACUGGUGCGAGACUGCUGCUCAGUACUACGUCAACGCUCCUGGUGUUGCUGUUGAGGAGGCUUGUAUUUGGGGUACGAGCGCCAACCCCGUCGGUAACUGGUCUCCCUACACUGCCGGUGCCAACACCGUUUCCAAUGGCGACACCUAUCUCAAGAUCGGCUGGAACCCUAUCUACCUGGAGCCCGCCACUCCCUUCCGUGAUGUCAAGCCCGAGUUCGGUAUUGAGAUUCUGUGCGACGGAGAUGGCUGCAAUGGCCUUCCCUGCCGUAUCGACCCUUCCACCAUGGGUGUCAAUGAGAUGUCUGCUCCUGAUGUCUUCACCGGUGCUGGUGGUGCUACUGGCUGUGUCGUCACUGUCCCCUCUGGCGCCAAGGCGAACAUCGUCGUUUUCGACGUUGGUGGUAGCUCUUCCAGCGAGACCGUCUCGGUCUCUACCAGCUCGGCUCGCUCGACCAGCACUAGCAGCACUGUCGCUCCUACCACUACCUCGACCACGGAGACCCCGACCUCCACUUCAUCUGCCUCGUCUACCUCUUCUGCCACCUCUACCUCCGCCGACUCUUCCUCUACUAGCAGUCUUACCUCGGCUGCUGAUUCUUCCAACACUCGCCUGCCCAAGUCAAGCCCCACCAUCAGCUACACCUACCGCCCUCAUGUAUUCACCGGUUCUGCCGAGAUCUCGAUGGCUUCUUCUUCUUCAUCUUCUUCUUCGACCACUGGCUCCGCCGCCGCUGCCGCCAGCACCACUGCCUCCCACAACGGUGCUGCCUCCGGGACUUUCUCCAUCAUGAGCGUGGCCAUCGGUGCCAUGGCUGCCCUGGCCCUGAACUUCUAGAUCAGAUCUAAGAUGGGCGUAUCACAGACAUGAAUCCUCGCAAAUGUACAGAUGGCUUACGAGGACAGAGGACACAGAUCCACAGAAACCUCACUGGGUCUUCACAACUGCAGACAUGCAUCGAUUUGAUUUCUCUGCACCUAAUUUUUCCCUUCUAAUACCCCCCCUUUUCUACGAUUCUACCGCGUUCCCGAUGGGAAAGCGCACUUUUAACUCAUGACGACUCUUCCACGUUGCCAUUUUUCAAGCUUUUACGACAUUACACCCCCAUAUAUCCCUUGUGGCUCCUCAGCACUGUUUUCUAUUUUCUAUCAAGUAUCAGCUUCUUUGAUAUCCAUUUUUUUUCCUGUAUUAUUUUUUUCUUCCUGUGCAUUGGGUCUUGUUUGGGUCUACGUUAGAUGACCGGUGAUGUUUUUGAGCCGAACGAGUUCGGAGCGGGUCUUGGUUGGAUAUAAAGAAAUAACUAAUCUUCAAAUUCACUCUUCACUGUUUACAGCUCUCCAUGGUGCAUGUCUUGCUAGUUUGAGCUGAUACCAGAUGAGACGUGCACGAGUAGAUUGUACGCUUCGCUGUCUACUUGUACCUUGAGGAUAUGGCAGUAUAAUUGGCCGUACAC
Messenger RNA from Penicillium brasilianum, 2790 nucleotides. NCBI's taxonomy places the organism in Eukaryota, Fungi, Ascomycota, Eurotiomycetes, Eurotiales, Aspergillaceae. The record is from the annotation of a GenBank genome assembly.